CUUACGUACCACGCUCCUAACGAGAUUGUUCGCCGAAACCGAGCCGAACGCAGCAGCUUAACGAGUGCAAACCCUCAAACAAAUAUCUCCUAAAAAAUAUACGAAAAUGAACAACGCUGUAUUAUAUCAAAAACACAACAUUAUAUCAAAAAAUGAUGCUUUGAAAUGUUUAGAGGAAUAUGGACAACUAAUUACAUGGAAAAACGGCAAAAUUACGGUUUUAGACUUAGGUUGUGGAGAUGGAAGCGUAACGACGAGUAUACUGAAACGAUUUAUUCCCAAUAAUUGUGAAAGACUGGUAGGUUGUGAUAUUAGCGAAAGCAUGGUAAAGUAUGCUAAUGAGCACUAUGCGAAUGAUCACACCAGUUUUAUGGUGUUGGACAUUGAGGGCGACUUACCGAACGAGCUUCGAGGAAAUUUUGAUCACGCAUUUUCAUUCUACGCCAUGCACUGGAUCCAAAAUCAAGAGGUUGGAUUUAGAAACAUAUAUGAUCUACUAUCAGAGGGUGGCGAGUGCUUUUUAGUAUUUCUGAGUCAAUGGCCAAUGUUUGACGUUUAUCGCACCCUAUCUCGUUCAACAAAAUGGAAGUUAUGGAUGGAAGAUGUUGAACGCUUUAUUUCACCCUAUCAUGACUGUCAGGAACCUGAAAAGAAGGUCAAACAAUUGAUGAUGUCGAUCGGAUUCACUUCGGUGGAAGUCGAAUGUUUGCAGAAGACAUUUGUUUAUCCCGACCUCGAUGUACUCAAAGGAUCUGUAACAUCAAUCAAUCCUUUCAAAAUACCAAAAGAUUUAGAGGAAGAUUAUGUGGUAGAUUUCUUUAAUGUUCUCCGAGACUUGCGUGUUAUUGAUCAUGCAAGCAGUAACGUCGAUGAACCGAUCAAAGCGACAUUCAACUACCAUCUUAUUGUAGCCAAGGGAAGAAAAUAGUCGAUUUUUUAAGUAAAACGUUUGUAAAGUAAUACAAAGUUUUUAAAGUAGUACAAAAUAUUAAUAUGACUUAA
This is a messenger RNA of Melitaea cinxia (Glanville fritillary), 1002 nucleotides long. Its product is annotated as juvenile hormone acid O-methyltransferase-like. Lineage: Eukaryota; Metazoa; Arthropoda; Insecta; Lepidoptera; Nymphalidae. Bases 107 to 928 code for a protein of 273 amino acids. The transcript has 4 exons. The record is from RefSeq and is a predicted model, not a curated record.